Messenger RNA from Salpingoeca rosetta, 330 nucleotides. RefSeq lists its product as uncharacterized. Bases 19 to 330 code for a protein of 103 amino acids. The record is from RefSeq and is a predicted model, not a curated record. NCBI's taxonomy places the organism in Eukaryota, Choanoflagellata, Craspedida, Salpingoecidae. Gene Ontology annotation, biological process: positive regulation of DNA-templated transcription; poly(A)+ mRNA export from nucleus; regulation of transcription by RNA polymerase II. Gene Ontology annotation, cellular component: DUBm complex; SAGA complex; nuclear pore. Gene Ontology annotation, molecular function: transcription coactivator activity; chromatin binding. The transcript is spliced from 4 exons.
GGCCAAACGACAACCAACAUGAGUCACACACACACACACACACAAUCUCACAUUCCUUGCAACGUGGUAUGUUUUGCUUGUGCUUGCAGUGAUCCGGCACAAUCCGAGGAACAGCUUCGAGCGUCAAUCAACCAGCAGUUGAUUGAGAGCGGACAGAAAGAGAGGCUCAAGGCCAUGCUCAGAGAUGAGUUGAAGAAGAGCAAUUGGCGUGAUCGCGUGCGCGACUUGGCAAGCGAGAUGGUACCGGAGGAAGUGAAGAUGAAGCUCAUGGCCAAUAUUCAACGCAGCCUGCGGCAAACUGUCGACGAGGAUAAUGCCUCAUCUAACUGA